This is a messenger RNA of Phragmites australis (common reed), 1561 nucleotides long. Its product is annotated as GDP-mannose 3,5-epimerase 1-like. The record is from RefSeq and is a predicted model, not a curated record. Bases 165 to 1307 code for a protein of 380 amino acids. The transcript has 7 exons. Gene Ontology annotation, molecular function: GDP-mannose 3,5-epimerase activity; NAD binding. NCBI's taxonomy places the organism in Eukaryota, Viridiplantae, Streptophyta, Magnoliopsida, Poales, Poaceae.
CUAUAAAUAAACGGCGGGCGCUCUCUCUCCCCAGAGUGAAACGAAGCACCCCCGUGCGCUGCGCCACAGGAGAUCGAUCUCCCUCUCCUAUCCUUCCGCCUCAGGGUCGUCUUCGUCGUCCCUUCGUCCCUCCCUCCCUCACCGACCGACCGACACAGCAGAGAAUGGGGAGCAGCGAGAAGUCCGUUACCGCUUAUGGCGAGUACACCUAUGCUGAGCUGGAGAGGGAGCCCUACUGGCCGAGUGAGAAGCUGAGGAUAUCAAUUACUGGAGCUGGUGGUUUCAUUGGAUCCCACAUUGCUCGCCGUCUGAAGAGCGAGGGGCAUUACAUCAUCGCCUCUGACUGGAAGAAGAAUGAGCACAUGACCGAGGACAUGUUCUGCCAUGAGUUCCACCUUGCUGACCUCAGGGUGAUGGACAACUGCCUCAAGGUCACCAGUGGCGUCGACCAUGUCUUCAAUCUUGCUGCUGAUAUGGGUGGCAUGGGGUUCAUUCAGUCAAACCACUCUGUGAUCAUGUACAACAACACCAUGAUCAGUUUCAACAUGCUUGAGGCUGCACGUAUCAGCGGUGUGAAGAGGUUCUUCUAUGCCUCGAGUGCGUGCAUUUACCCUGAAUUCAAGCAGCUUGAAACAAAUGUGAGCUUGAAGGAAGCUGAUGCCUGGCCUGCUGAGCCUCAAGAUGCCUAUGGCUUGGAGAAGCUUGCAACCGAGGAGCUGUGCAAACACUACACCAAGGACUUUGGCAUUGAGUGCCGCAUUGGCCGUUUCCACAACAUCUAUGGCCCCUUUGGGACAUGGAAAGGUGGUCGUGAGAAGGCACCAGCUGCCUUUUGCAGAAAGGCUCAGACUUCCACCGAGAGGUUUGAGAUGUGGGGUGAUGGUCUGCAGACCCGAUCCUUCACUUUUAUCGACGAGUGUGUUGAGGGUGUUCUGAGAUUGACAAAGUCAGACUUCCGCGAGCCGGUGAACAUUGGAAGCGAUGAAAUGGUUAGCAUGAAUGAGAUGGCUGAAAUUGUUCUCAGCUUUGAGGAUAGGAAGCUGCCCAUCCACCACAUCCCUGGUCCAGAAGGUGUCCGUGGGCGCAACUCUGACAACACCCUUAUCAAGGAGAAGCUUGGCUGGGCCCCGACAAUGAAGCUCAAGGACGGGCUGAGGUUCACCUACUUCUGGAUCAAGGAGCAGAUCGAGAAGGAGAAGACCCAGGGGGUCAACAUCGCCGCUUACGGUUCCUCCAAGGUGGUGUCCACCCAGGCACCGGUGCAGCUGGGCUCCCUCCGCGCCGCUGACGGCAAUGAGGGGCUUUGAUUGAGUCGAUGAUCAGAGCCGGCUUCAUUCCAGUGCUGCUCAUGGGACCGCUGUUGAAGAGUUUGGACGGUAGAAUAUACUAGGAGCAAGCUGUUUGGCCCCCGUUGGGUUUUAGCAGAUGAUUAUGCUUCAUCAACCACAGCAUUAAUAUUUUUUUGUGUGUCAUCGGGUUAUUUAUUAUAUCGGUACAUUUGCGUGUACUCCUUUUGAUUACGAUGGACAAUAAAAUUAUUCCCUGCUAUAAUCCGGCACUA